Messenger RNA from Camellia sinensis, 738 nucleotides. NCBI's taxonomy places the organism in Eukaryota, Viridiplantae, Streptophyta, Magnoliopsida, Ericales, Theaceae. The record is from RefSeq and is a predicted model, not a curated record.
AUGGCCUCCCAAUCCAUCCAUUUGGAUGAUUUGGAGGGGGUUGAAGGUUCGGGCGAGAAUGUUGACAUCUCCCCUCUGUGUUUGAUUGGGAAGAUUCUUGCUCCUAAAAGGUUGAACAGGACGGGCGUCACCAAUAUUCUGCAGGGGGCGUGGCGACCUCGGUUGCCGCUGGUGAUCUCCCCCUGGGCUGAUAAUUUAUUUUUGUUCCAAUUUGGUGAUAAGGAAGACCGACGCCGUGUUCUAGUCGAGGCCCCAUGGUCUGUUAUGGGUAAUUUAUUGGUUUUACAACCACUCAUAGCGGGAAACUCUGCCUCUGACUUGGAGUUCAAAUGGAGUCCCUUCUGGGUUCAAGUUCAUGGAUUACCAGUGGCCAAAAUGACCAGAACCAAUGCACAAAUUAUUGGCCAACAGAUUGGGAAGCUCAUCGGUGUGGAGGCGCUACAUGAUGGUUUGCUGCUUGAGCGAAGUUUUCUACGUAUUCGGGUUGAAGUGGAUAUCACCCAACCUCUUCCCUUGGGUUUCUUCCUUCAGCUUAAUACUUCUUCAGCAGCAACAGCUAAGGAGUCCUGGGUGAGCUACAAAUACGAGAAGUUGGCUGAUUUUUGCUAUGAUUGUGGGCGAAUUAGACAUGACAAUAAUGUUUGCAAAUUUGUCUCGCGUGAGAUUGGCCUGAAAUCUGGCUAUGGACCAGAGCUGCGGACAGGACGAGCGCCUAAGCUGGACAUGUCGCCGGAAUAG